AUGAUGUUAGGACGUCGUAGUCGCACUCAAACACUCGGCAAACGAUGCAUUUCGUUCUGGACGUCAGGUGAGAUAAUAUCAAGGCCAUCAUUCGCGUCAGAUAACACCGAGUUCUGGCGACACGCGAUUCUGUCCGCUUUGGAUGAUGCGCUCCUGCACAGUCGCUUUAUCGUGUCGCGUCGCGGCAGAAUCAUCGCGGUGUCAUUCAUACAUUCCCUCCUAUCUGUCGCCACGAUCGGAUUAAUCCGAUGUCGCCUCGAAACGCACAUUAUGCUUCGUUUGCUGCAUCUGUGGCCCCAGAUCGUCGUAGUUGUGAAUUCUGAGCACGAUGGCGUUACGUCGUGUCCUGAUAAUCUAGUCCUACUUAUCAGUGCUGAAUUGGGAAAGAGUAUGCCAACGUCCCGCUAG
This is a messenger RNA of Angiostrongylus costaricensis, 408 nucleotides long. The record is from the annotation of a GenBank genome assembly. NCBI's taxonomy places the organism in Eukaryota, Metazoa, Nematoda, Chromadorea, Rhabditida, Metastrongylidae.